Molecule: messenger RNA, 2209 nt
Organism: Nicotiana tabacum (common tobacco)
Lineage: Eukaryota; Viridiplantae; Streptophyta; Magnoliopsida; Solanales; Solanaceae
Product: ketol-acid reductoisomerase, chloroplastic-like
Biological process (GO): L-valine biosynthetic process
Cellular component (GO): mitochondrion; chloroplast
Molecular function (GO): ketol-acid reductoisomerase activity
Source: RefSeq, a predicted model, not a curated record
GAAUCACAGUUUCAGCUCGCUGCUUCUCUAAUCAGAAGAUAUAUGCGGCAUAUCUGAACCCUAGCUAUACAAAAAUCUAAACAUCUCUCUCUCUCUCUCUCUUUUAACAGACUUCGGCAGCUCACAGAGCAGCAAUGGCGGCGGCGGCGGCGGCUACGGCCACUUCUUUCUCCAUCUCCUCCUCCACUUCUUCCGCAUCCAAAUCCCUAAAGCCUGCUCUUUCCGGUAGCUUAGGGUUCCUUUCUUCUUCGUCCCCAUCGCUUAAGCCUCUCCGAGCUAAAUCUCUUUCCUGUAAUGGCUCUGGCUCAAGCUCCGGCGCGGCUCUUAAUGCUCGCAUGGUCGCUGCGCCUGCUACUAUCAAGGCACCGUUUUCUCUCGAUUUUGAAACUUCCGUAUUCAACAAGGAGAAAGUUACCCUUGCUGGUCACGACGAGUACAUUGUGAGAGGAGGGAGAGAUUUGUUCAAGUUGUUGCCGGAUGCAUUCAAGGGAAUCAAGCAGAUUGGAGUCAUAGGCUGGGGUUCUCAGGGACCAGCUCAAGCCCAGAAUUUGAGGGAUUCUCUUGCAGAAGCAAAAUCUGAUAUAGUUGUUAAGAUUGGUUUGAGAAAGGGUUCACACUCCUUUGCUGAGGCCCGUGCUGCUGGGUUUACUGAAGAGAAUGGUACCUUAGGGGACAUAUAUGAAACUAUCUCUGCCAGUGAUCUAGUGCUGCUUUUGAUUUCUGAUGCAGCUCAGGCUGACAACUAUGAAGAAGUGUUUUCUCACAUGAAGCCAAAUAGUAUUCUUGGUCUUUCGCAUGGAUUCCUUCUCGGCCAUUUGCAGUCAAUGGGCCUUGACUUUCCCAAGAACAUUAGCGUGAUUGCUGUAUGUCCCAAGGGUAUGGGCCCAUCAGUCAGGAGACUAUAUGUGCAAGGAAAAGAAAUCAAUGGUGCUGGAAUCAAUGCAAGUUUUGCAGUUCACCAGGAUAUUGAUGGAAGGGCCACAGAUGUUGCUCUUGGGUGGUCAGUUGCCCUUGGUUCCCCCUUCACAUUUGCUACUACCCUAGAACAGGAAUACAGAAGUGAUAUAUUUGGAGAGCGAGGCAUAUUACUUGGUGCUGUCCAUGGCAUUGUUGAGUCAUUGUUCAGAAGGUACACCGAAAAUGGAAUGAGUGAAGAGCUUGCAUACAAGAAUACUGUUGAGUGCAUAACUGGAAACAUUUCUAGGACCAUAUCAACAAAGGGUAUGUUAGCUCUAUACAAUUCAUUUACUGGGGAUGAAAAGCGGGAGUUUGCGAUUGCAUACAGUGCUUCAUACUACCCCUGCAUGGAGAUCUUGUAUGAGUGCUAUGAAGAUGUUGCAACAGGUAGUGAGAUCAGGAGUGUUGUCUUGGCAGGCCGCCGCUUUUCUGAGAAAGAGGGAUUACCAGCUUUCCCAAUGGGCAAAAUAGACCAGACAAGGAUGUGGAAAGUUGGUGAGCAUGUUCGUGCAACACGACCAUCUGGUGAUCUGGGUCCUCUGUAUCCUUUCACUGCUGGUGUCUACGUCGCAUUGAUGAUGGCCCAGAUAGAGAUUCUGAGGAAGAAAGGCCAUUCUUACUCGGAGAUCAUAAAUGAAAGUGUCAUCGAGUCAGUUGAUUCUCUGAAUCCUUUCAUGCAUGCACGUGGAGUGUCAUUCAUGGUUGACAAUUGCUCAACAACAGCACGUUUAGGAUCUAGGAAGUGGGCCCCUCGAUUUGAUUACAACCUCACCCAGCAAGCAUUGGUGGCAGUCGACAAUAACGCUCCCAUCAAUAUGGAUCUUAUGACCAAUUUCGUAUGUGAUCCUGUGCACGAAGCUAUUGAAGUUUGUGCCCAAUUGCGACCAACAGUUGACAUUUCAGUUCCUGCUGAUGCUGACUUUGUCCGUCCCGAGCUCAGACAAACUGGCAACUAAAGCUCUUUGUAUCACUCAUCUUGAGAUGGUGAUUAUUUCGGUGGAAUUGGAAGGAGUAAGGCUCUGAGUUAGGAGGUGUGUGUAUUCUAGUUGAGCAUUUUUAGAGGCGAAUCAUUGCUGUAUGCUGUGAUUUUUGGAGGGUAUGAUCCAAGUAAACAUAUUUCUAUUAGUAAUUUAUAUAUAAAAAAAAUCAACCUUUUCGUUUGUGGUUAUCAAACUAUAUGAUCUCUGUACUUCGGAUUUAUAUGUAGCUUUUGCAUAUCAACGGAAUAAUAACACUGCUCAGUAUCUCUUUA